Molecule: messenger RNA, 1977 nt
Organism: Talaromyces stipitatus ATCC 10500
Lineage: Eukaryota; Fungi; Ascomycota; Eurotiomycetes; Eurotiales; Trichocomaceae
Product: alcohol dehydrogenase, putative
Exons: 4
Coding region: 187-1278 (363 amino acids)
Molecular function (GO): oxidoreductase activity, acting on NAD(P)H
Source: RefSeq, a predicted model, not a curated record
CUGGGCAUGAUUAUAUAUGUUUCAAGAUAGAUAUCUAGAUCGCUUCGUCUAUUUAAAUCUGGCAUUGCAUACCAUUUCCACUACUCGAUUUUUAAGAAACGACUCAAAGAUAUACCUAGGUAUAUAUCGUGCGCUCUCUUAGAAUCAUAGAGCAAGUUCAGAACUCAAUAAGCGAUUCACUAACCCAUGGAAUUAACUUCCACCUCUCUCCAAUACCUGAACACCAUGAAAGCCAUCGUAUAUAAAGACCCCAACCAAGUGGUGGUGGUAUCAGACCGAUCAUUGCCCAAACUAGGCGAUCACAACAUCCUCGUCAAAACAGAGACACUCGCCCUCAACCCUACCGACUGGAAACAUAUCAGAGACGCCAUUCCAAAGGAUGACUGCAUCCUCGGCGUCGACUUUGCCGGCAUAGUUGAAGAAGUCGGUCCCAGCGUGACCAAACCAUUCCAGAAAGGUGACCGAGUAGCCGGCUUCGUCAACGGUGGUAAUUCAUAUAACAAAGAUACCGGUGCAUUUGCGGAAUAUGUGCUUGCGAAAGAAUUUACGUUAUUCAAGAUUCCGGAUACGGUCAGCUUUGAAGAAGCUGCUACCCUGGGAUGUGGAUUCGCAACUGUUGGACAGGGACUGUUUGAAAAGGAUUAUGGGUUGGAGUUGGCUUUGCCGAGUGAACCUACCAAGGAGACUGAGUAUGUGCUUAUCUACGGCGGGAGCACGGCGUCAGGGACGCUGGGGAUCCAGUUUGCAAAGCUCGCCGGAUACAAAGUCAUCAGCACAUCAUCCCCAAAGAACUCCAACCUACUCAAAAGCCUCGGCGCCGAAGAAGUCUUCGACUACAAGGAUCCCGAAUGCGGCAAAAAGAUAAACGAAUACACCAGAAACAAACUCCGCUACGCCUGGGAUUGCAUAGCCACUGCAUCAGCAGCUCAGAUAUGUGCCGACGCUCUGACCACUGAACCAGGUGCUCGUUACGGCGGAAUUAUAGGCGUGAAAUUCCCGCGUGAAGAUGUCAAGCAUACAGAUACGCUAGCGUACACGGGACUGGGCGAGGAUUUUGAGAAACGUGGACGGAAGUUUCUGAAUAAUGAGAAACAUGGUGAAUUUCAGUCAAUGUGGUUUGAGAUUGCGAGGACUUUUCUUGCGGCUGGCAGACUUCGGCCUCAUCCGGUUAGUGUGAGGCCCAAGGGCCUUGUGGGGGCGAUUGAAGGGAUGGAAACAAUGAAGAAGGGGGAGUAUAGUGCUGAGAAGUUAGUGUAUAGAGUUUCAGAGACUCCUUAGAUUUUGUUUUAGUGGUCUAGAGAUAGAAUGGAGAAUAUUCACAUGUCUAUAUACAGCCUAUCAAGGCCUGGAGGGCUGCAAACUCCUAUAUCAUAACACCACGGUUACGAAGACUCUGCUGACUUUGUCUUUCCCAGGACCUCAGACUCAUGGAUAGCAAUAGGAGCAAACCCAGCAUAAUAAUCCAUCUUUCCCAACGGCACACCUUCCUUCCUCAAGAUCCCAUACGCAGUGGUAAGAUGAAAAUAAAUAUUCGGCAGCGCAAUGAUAUGUGCAUACGUUGCCUCGCUCAUAUCUACCGGUUUCCCCGGCCCCAUCGGCGUAGGCGAAACUGAAUCCCCAAGUGCAUUAACAGUUUUCUUAUCCGCCUCCUUGACUGAUUUCAGAACAGUCUCAAUGCGCUCAUAGCAUUUGGAGUAGCUGCCGAGGUCGUGAUCAAAGUUCACUGGUUCCCGGUUCGUGAGUCUUGCGACUAUAUUCUCCGAGAAUUGGGUUGCGAGACGCACUUGGUCAGAUACCGGGUACAUAUCUGGGUAUAGACGGGCGUUGGUGAGUAAGUAGUCGGCAUUGGGCUGUUGUUCGGCUGUGUGGAGGACGUGGGUCAGGGUGUUGAGGAUACCUUGUAGGACUGUGAUGGUGCUAUCGUAAAGAGUGUAACCCAUGAUUGGUUUUGUUUGGAUAUGUGAGCUGGCUAGACAG